CAAAGACUAAUAUCAUAAAACCUCAUAUAAAAAACUUCCACAUUUUUUUCUUCAUCAAACUAUAUUCCAUUUCACAUUAGAUCAAAAAAAAAAAAAAAAAUCCCAUUUCAUAUGGAUGAAAUUGAAGUUCCACAAUAUUUCAUAUGUCCAAUCUCUCUUCAAAUAAUGAAAGAUCCUGUUACUGCUAUAACAGGUAUAACAUAUGAUAGAGAAAGCAUUGAACAUUGGUUAUUCAGAAACAAGAACACAACAUGUCCUGUUACAAAACAACCUCUUCCAUUAGAUUCUGAUUUAACACCAAAUCAUACACUUCGUCGUUUGAUUCAAUCUUGGUGUACACAAAAUGCUUCAUUUGGUAUUGAUAGAAUUCCAACACCAAAACCACCACUUAACAAAACCCAUGUUCAAAAACUUCUUAAAGAGAUGACAGAUUCAAGAUUUCAGCUCAAGAGUUUAAUGCAGUUGGAAUUACUUGCUGCUGAGAAUGAAAGAAAUAGAAAGUGUUUGUUGGAAAACGGUGUGCCGAAAUCGAUGAUUAUGUUCUUAGUUGAUUGUUAUAAAAAAGGUGAAAUUCUUGAAGGUAUUGAAGAAGCUCUUAGUUUUUUACAAUUUGUUAAGGUUCCAACUGAGGAAGUUAAGAAUCUUUUAUCUGAAAAUGAUCAAAUAUUAGAUUCUUUAACAUGGAUUUUAUCUUCAGAAGUAAAAAACUCUGUUGCAGUGAAAUCUCAUGCAGUUAUAGUUCUUAAAAGAUUCAUAAACAAAUGUGAUUCCAUUCUUUUAGAGAGACUAAAACCCGAGUUUUUCGAAAAGAUUGUGAAUGUUUUAAAACAUGGAGUAUUAACACAACAAGGUUUGUGUUCUGCUUUACAUGUUUUACUAUGUUGUUGUCCUUUGGGAAGAAACAGGUUAAUGAUGGUUGAAGUCGGCGUUGUUCACGAAUUAAUAGAGAUCGAAUUAACCGCGGCACACGAAAAGAGAAUCACAGAACUAACAUUUGGGAUUUUGUUUCAUUUGUGUUCUUGUGCUAAUGGUAGAUUUCAGUUUUUGAGUCAUGAAGGUUCAAUUGCAGUGUUAACUGAAAGAAUCAUGAAGGGUUCAAUGACAGUGGAUGAUAGAGGUGUUUUUAUACUUUCAUUGAUAUCUAAAUUUUCAGCUACAAAGAAUGUUUUGGAUGAGAUGUUAAAAGUUGGAACUGUUAAAAAGCUUUUUGUUUUGUUACAAGGUGAUCAUGCUAAGUAUUUGAAAGAUAAAGUUAUGCAAAUGUUUAAGGCUCAUUCUGAGGUUUGGAAGAAUUCUCCUUGCUUUCCUCAAACUUCUUUCUAUGCUAGCUAGAUUUCGGAUCCGGUUUCCUAGCGGUAAUUAUUUGCCGCAGUGUUUCGCAGUAGCUAAUCUGAGCCGUUGAUCAUCAAUAGAACAGUUAAAAUUACAUAUCAUCAAAAUCAAGAAAAAAUCAGUCUGUCCAUUAAUUCCAGAUCGGACGAUCCAGGUGAGUAACUGCAAGUUACUUCACCAAAUCCAUUUCCCUAGAAUUCAUAGCAUAGGUGAAAUUAAUGGGAUUUAUUAUGCAAUAACAUGUAUCUUCAUUACUUUAAUUAACUUUUAAGAUCUUUGAAGAAGUACUAUUGAAAGUAGUUUUUGUAUUGUAUUUGUGUUACAAGUCACUCAAGUGUGAUAUAUCUCUGGAAAAAAAAGUAUAUUUUAAGAUAACAAAACAAUCUUUCAUUGUUUGAUUUCCUUUA
Molecule: messenger RNA, 1739 nt
Organism: Trifolium pratense (red clover)
Lineage: Eukaryota; Viridiplantae; Streptophyta; Magnoliopsida; Fabales; Fabaceae
Product: E3 ubiquitin-protein ligase PUB24-like
Exons: 1
Coding region: 112-1332 (406 amino acids)
Biological process (GO): protein ubiquitination
Molecular function (GO): ubiquitin protein ligase activity
Source: RefSeq, a predicted model, not a curated record